AGAUUUACAGGCGUGUUUCAUUGCGGGUGUAAGAAGUCAUUUUAAUAAGCAGAAGUCCACUGAUGAGGUUAUUAUUUUUUUUCAGCAUUUUAUACACAGCUUCAUUAUGCUGUCAACUAAAGGAUUUCUUGCCGUGUGUAAUGCAACUUAGCGCUCAGAAGGUUGACUUCAAUAUGAAUCCCAUUGAAGUUAUUUUCAAUAUUACGACAGAAGCAAAGCUAAUGCAUACUUGCAGAACCUAUAGUCGCAUCCUCCCGUGUUUUGAUCAAAAAAUGGUACAGUGCGGUAAACCCUCUGAAAAAACCCAACUAGAGCGCGGAAAAAGGUUACAUUCAUAUUUAUGUGCUCCAUUUUCUCUACAACGACAGAAGAUCUUCUUGAGAAGAAGCAAAUGCAUUCAGGAUGUGCUAGCAGAACCGCAAUCAUCGGUUUGUAACAGAAAUGAUACGGUUUUUGCGGAUAAGCUGCAAUCAUGCAGAGAAAUGUGUACCCGACCAGACUGCGUGAGCAAAAUCGAACUUUCGGAAGUGUCAACUUGCACUUAUAUCAACAUUGGUAAGAAAUGUACCGCAGAAGCUGCUCAAUUUUUUGCACAGAUGCAACAGGUUUUAACUAACAAAGAAUAUCCAAUGCAAUGCCAAUAUGAUCUAAGAAAAAAACCGGAAUCGGAAUUGAAAAAAGGGUUACCUAUUGAGUCUCUGGUGGCACAAACGACUUCUUCCACAACUUAUGUAACCGUUCAUCCUCCCGCACUUCCUUCAGUAAUCGACGGAGUUGUCACGAGGACUAGUCUUCCAAUCAUGAGAAGAACUGAUCCAAACUCUAAAUUCAAACCACGGCCAACAACUUCUCAAUCGAAUGGACCUGUUAUAAAAACUGUGAUUGUUGAUGAACGUGGCGCUCCAAUGAACCAACCAACGUCCACUCAAAAGCCAAAAGUUGUGCACAAGUUUUUGCCAAACCCGUAUACCACAAAAAACCCAAAUACAUUGAAAAACGAUAUCAUCAGAACGACCAGAACAAUUAUUCCCGUCGUUGACAAACAUACGUACGUUCCAUGGAACUAUAAAGUAGACGCUGUUCAGGUGUCUACUUUAACAAGUGCUUUAGCACCAGUUAAACCUACGGAAACAGUAAUAUCCUCCCCUCCAGUUGCAUUUAAUUUCAAGUUACCUGCUGAGCAGACUUCUACACAACCAUUCAGAGUUGAAAUAAAUUGGCAUGAUGACGAAGUUAAGCAGGAACCAACAAAGGCACCAGGAGUUUUCGUCUCCCCAUGGUAUCUAAAGACACCAUCACAUAUACCACCGGAAAUUGAAUUCGCUACACCAACGCCAUUGAUCAGUUCGCCACUAGAAGCUGUGAGCCCAAUUCUCAGCCAAUUGAAAUCAAACUCGUUGAAUUUCACGGAACUCGGAAACCAGGCAAACAACUACUUCUCUGCAGCAUUAAGUGCAUUCGCAGAAACAAAGAAGGAAAUGGCACACAAUGACCCAUGGCGGACUAUCAUAGAUGCCGUUGCUCCAACUAUUCAUAAAUUUUCACCGGAUGUGAUACCUCGAAUUCGAGAAGAAAUCAACAGAAUUCAACCUCACCAGCAAAAAAAUUAAGUGUAUUCUUCCCUAUUGCCACUUAACUUAUGCCAUUUAUUUAUUUCAUGUCAUCAUUUGUUUUUUUUUAUUUUUAUUUUAUUCUAUCUGUAAAAUAUGCUCAU
Messenger RNA from Caenorhabditis elegans, 1714 nucleotides. It is a transcript of the gene aaim-1, whose product is annotated as Protein aaim-1. Gene Ontology annotation, cellular component: extracellular region. Bases 63 to 1610 code for a protein of 515 amino acids. The transcript has 9 exons. Lineage: Eukaryota; Metazoa; Nematoda; Chromadorea; Rhabditida; Rhabditidae. The record is from RefSeq and is marked reviewed.